Messenger RNA from Bathycoccus prasinos, 939 nucleotides. RefSeq lists its product with no specific name. Bases 1 to 939 code for a protein of 312 amino acids. Gene Ontology annotation, biological process: photosystem II repair; photosystem II assembly. NCBI's taxonomy places the organism in Eukaryota, Viridiplantae, Chlorophyta, Mamiellophyceae, Mamiellales, Bathycoccaceae. Gene Ontology annotation, cellular component: photosystem II. The transcript has a single exon. The record is from RefSeq and is a predicted model, not a curated record.
AUGACGAUGUGUACAUCCUACGCCUCGAUGAUGACGCGCACGACGAACGAAGCGCGCUGCUGCCUCCUCUCCGCCUCCUCCUUUAGGAACGCGACUAAAACAACGAGCAGCUCUUCUUCGUCCUCUUCUUCUUCUUUUACGAGAGGAGGAAGAGGAGGAAAAAAAACGAGCGUCUUUUGUAUCGGCAACGACAACAACGACACCACCAUCAUCACCAUCAGCGCAUCGUCGUCGAAAGCAUCAUCAUCAUCGGCGAAAGGAGGAAAGAAGCGCAUCACCAAAAUCAGGAACCAGCACCGCGGUGAUGACGACGAUCGCGCGUUCUCGGAAGAGAGCGAGAAAAACAACGCGAAAAUGAAAGGGGGAGCUUUAUUCUCCACCGCCGUAUCUGUCGUCGUCGUCCUCUCCACGAGUCAAUCGGUUUUUAACGUCCAACCUGCGUAUGCCACCUUUUCGAAAUCGCAAUUCGAGAUUCUGUGCCCAGUCGGCGACGAAGGCACGGAGUGUCGCAUGAAAGCGUUGGCGGAAGAUAAAGGGGCGUAUUUGAACGACGCGGAAUACAACACGAAAUCGGAUAAGAAAAAAUCGAUGAAAACAUCCGCGGCGGCGACGGCGGGGAGAAACACGGAUUUAACCGCGUAUCAAGCGGAUACGCUGGCGUUGGCGGACGCCAUGGACGAGUUGUUCGCGAUGGAUUUAUACUCGACGGCGAGAGAACCUGCGAUUAAGCAGUUGCAAAAGAAAGCGAACGACUGGACCGGGAGAUAUUGCCCCGGUGGCUCCAGUAAGCAAGCGUCCGGAAGAAGCAUGUACAACGCGGUGAAUCAGUUGUUGGGCCACUUUGCGAAUAACGGAUUGGCGCCGUUGCCGAGCGCGAGGGUGGAAAUUGUGAAUAAGAACAUCGCGACCGCGAGAGACUUGAUCGCGCAAGGCAGAUAA